Messenger RNA from Python bivittatus (Burmese python), 2638 nucleotides. It is a transcript of the gene TFPI, whose product is annotated as tissue factor pathway inhibitor. Gene Ontology annotation, molecular function: serine-type endopeptidase inhibitor activity. The record is from RefSeq and is a predicted model, not a curated record. Gene Ontology annotation, cellular component: extracellular region. Lineage: Eukaryota; Metazoa; Chordata; Lepidosauria; Squamata; Pythonidae. Gene Ontology annotation, biological process: negative regulation of peptidase activity.
CUCGGCGAGAAGUAUUAUCUUGUUUCUUCAUGGCAGAGUUUCAUAAAAAAUUGCCAGUCUUCAGAGUGCAAUGGGGGGGAGGGGGAGCAGGAGAUUUAUUUUCACUAGGAAUAUGAAGAGGAGAAAAGGCUAAACCUCCCCCCCCCCCGGCAUUAUGAUCCUGAUCCUGGAUUUCUCCUAUAGUUGCAAAUGUUUUUUCCUCCUUUCUUUUAAGAAAGCCCAUUGAAUGCCUGGUAUUUUGGCCUAGCUGCUUCCACACCCACGAGCAAUAGCCUCAAGACAGCUAGCUGCACCUCCAUGAAAGGCAGGAGCAGACAGCAAAACUGGCAGAUUUCCAAGUGCAAGUAUAGGCGUGCUUUGCCUGGAUUUUAAAAAUUAAAAAGACAUCCUGAAUAUUCUUUUGAAAAAGCCAGGCGGGAAUGCUGUUUUGCCAUGGAUACCGUGUCAAAAAGACAAACUCUCCUGAUAAAGGGAGAGGGCUGGCACGCACAGGAUCUUGUGGGAGCAGCCCAGGUCUGAGCGCGCAGAAAACUCAGUGCUGGAUAGAGAUUCAAGAUCAGUUUACGUUCCCUGUUUGGGGGGGAAAGGGAGGUGGCUAAUCGGAGAAGACGGCCUGAAGUUAGUCAGUUAGUUCAUCCUGCCUCCCACGCGCUGUAAAGUUUGUGAUAGAGAAAGUGUUUUCCUGAGGGGAGAGGUAUAAGAUAAUUUCACAGGAAGGUCAUCAUCAUGCUUUGAACCGGAAGCUCUGAUGUUUACACUUGCCAGCCGAUUCCUUGGAAUCCCAAGGUUUCUGCAGAGCAUAAAGCAACAACUUCAGAGCCGUGUGUCCAGAUCACCCUCUCCCAGCUCUACUACUAACAACUCCGGAAAGAUGAGCGGAAGGAGGAUUGACAUGUUUAUAGCUGCCACCUUGUAUCUUCUCUCCAGACUUAUCCCUUGUGAUGGGACUGCAGCUUCAGAGGAUGAGAAAUAUGGAGAGGUUAUAGGUCUCAGUUUGCCCCCGCUCAAACUAGGCAUGUCGAUCUGUGCCUUGAAAGCUGAUUCCGGUCCCUGCAAGGCUCUGCACCCCCGCUAUUAUUUUGACAUUCAAACUCGCCGGUGUGAAAGCUUUAACUUUGGUGGAUGCAAAGGCAAUGAAAACAACUUUCUGACCCUAGAGGAAUGUCAAGAAAAGUGUAUCGUAAAAGAUGUGCCAGAGAAGAGAAAGAGAUCAAGACAUAAUAAUGAAAAGCCUUCCUUCUGCCUUUUGGAAAAUGACCCUGGUGUCUGCCGAGGAUUAAUUUCCAGGUAUUUCUACAACAAAGAGUCACAGCAAUGUGAAAAAUUCCAAUAUGGUGGUUGCCUGGGAAACCAAAACAACUUUAAAUCUUUGCAAGAAUGCCAAGAUACCUGCCAUGACCGGGUCUCCUCAACCAAUUCACUGCAAACAGAUGACGACCAUCAAGUUUUUAGCACUAUGAAUAAUAAUAGUGCUCCACUUAUUAAGCAAGUUGUACGGCAGGGAGAAAGGAACAGCUGGAAAAAGACUGAUCACGGUUGCUAUAUUUUUCUGCUGGCCAUCUGCACUUGCAUUCAGAUGUGCUUCUGGGAACUGGCUGAUAGUUUCUGGAUUAUGCAUGCUGGCUAGAAAUGUGGAAUGCAUGUAGGAGAAGUCCAGUGAGAUCUCCUUAAUGAACUUUGGGACUGCCUAUGAUGGGAAAGUGCUAUGUGGUUUUCUGCAUCCUGGCUUCAUUCAUCACGAAGCAUAGAACUUGCUUGAGCUAUAAUCACCUAAUUCAGUAACGGGAGGGAGGAAAGCAGCUCCUGAUCACCCAAAAUCCAAACAGGAUGAAGGGUGGUACAGAAAUGUUCUGAGUAAAUAAAUAAAUAAAACAUCAAAGCUGUUUAAGAGUAACUGACAGUACUUUUUUUUUUAGUCUUGUUUUGCCCUUAUUGAGCAGUUAAACACACCUCAUGUUUUUACAUCUCUGUUAAACAUUCUCCCUUGCUUAGGCAAGGAUCUGCUGUUGAAUUUGAAGGAAUCCGUUCAAAAAUUUAAUCUACUCAGUCAAGGGUACAUAUCAGUGGGAAAACAUGGUAUCUGUAAAAAAAUCUUGAUGCUCCUAUAGGGCCACAGUGAGGAAGAGUCAGAUGCAAUUACAAUCUCCUGGCAAGAUCACAUUACACUAGUCAGAUAUAUACAUACACACAGAGACACACACACAGGUAUCUUCCUCUGAAUGCCUCACCUGACCAAGAAACUGGAUACAGUGUCAACUUGCAAGGGCCAAUGGAAACAAUUUAAUUUGCCCUUUUUUGCUUCCACACAGCAGUCCUCUUGGCAAGUGGCAAAAGCAAGAGAUGAACUCAGAUGUAUAUAGAAAAGAGCUAGAUAAAAUUUCACUCUAAUGGUUGAGAUUUGAAGACGCCCUAAGUUUAUGAAUUGUUUUUAAAUGGCCUUAGCAAGGCCUGAAAGGUUGCUGGGAUCUCUGAGCCCAGAUAGUCUGCUGAACUACUAUAGUUUCUGAAUCAACUGACUCCUGCAGUCUCAUUCCUUGACAAAACAGCCAGCCAUCAAGUAUUCUUUGGGGUAGGUAAAUAAUAUCAUUGAUUCAUCACUGCUGUGUUAAUUGUUAAUUGCAUAUUUUCAUGGCAUACU